This is a messenger RNA of Macrosteles quadrilineatus (aster leafhopper), 4145 nucleotides long. RefSeq names its product titin-like. The record is from RefSeq and is a predicted model, not a curated record. The transcript has 25 exons. Lineage: Eukaryota; Metazoa; Arthropoda; Insecta; Hemiptera; Cicadellidae. Bases 1 to 3735 code for a protein of 1244 amino acids. Gene Ontology annotation, molecular function: protein binding.
AUGCAUGAGCUGGUAGGAACUGGAUCGUUCACCAAACAGCUUGAAGAACGAGUGGAGAUGAAUGAGACGGAAACAGUGACUUUGGAGUGUGAGACUUCUCACACUGUGUCAACAAAAUGGCAGCACAAUGGAGUCGACCUGAGUGGCAUGGACCACCGCGAGCUAGUCCAGGAGGGCCGCAGCCAUCGUCUGAUAAUCAAGCGAGCUACCCUGCGAGACGCUGGAACAUACACUUGUAGUGUCAAGGGACAGAUCACCACUUGUGAGGUUACGGUUCAUGGAAUGAAACCAGACUUUGUCCGCAAAUUAGAAGACUUUGAAGUGAAAGAACAAGAAGUUGCCAUUCUUGAAGUAGAAGUGACAUCUGAAACUGCAGACGUAGUUUGGAAGAAGGAUGGUCUUCCUGUUGAGUGUAUACCUGGGAAGCUGGAAGUGGAGAAGAAUGGUAAUGUCCGCAAAUUGCUGAUCCGUAGCACCUCAGUACAUGAUGAGGGAGAAUACACCUGCUCACUAGGAGAUCAGGAGUGUGCGGCGGAGGUUACUGUCAUCGAACUGCCGCCCCAGAUACACACCAACAUGCAGGACGUGACGGUGACCAAGGGUGAGAAGGCAAUCCUGGAGGUGGAGCUCACCAAGGGAGACGCCCUGGUUCGCUGGUUCAAGGAUGACAAGGAGUUGCACUUCUCAGAACACGUGCAGCUCUCUAUCGACGGCAAGAAGCAGAAGCUGAAGAUCUACCAGGCGGAGACUGCUGAUGCGGGGAUAUACUCGUGUCGCGUGGGUGACCAGCCCGACCAGGUGUCUACGGCCAGAGUCACCGUGGAAGAACCGUUGGUGGAGUUCAUCACCAGACUGCCUGACGUCACUACAGUACCACUCAACUCCGACGCAGUGUUCACAGUCGAGCUGUCACGUCCAGUUGAGGUUAAAUGGCUUAAGAAAGGAAAAGAAAUUAAACCAUCAAAUAGGUACAUCAUUGAGGCAGAUGGAGCGGUCCACAAGCUAACCAUCAAGAAGGUUACUACAGAGGACCAAACGGAGAUUGCAUGCACUGCCUUCAAUGUUAAAACAUCUUCAAAACUGAAAGUGGAAAAGAUCGAGAUUGCUCCUAGGAUCAAGGAGGCUCCCAAGGAAUACAAGGUAAAGAAGGGCGAAGAUGUCACGAUUGAGGUCAAGUUUACAGCCUCCCCUCCUCCCACUGAUGAGUGGACCGUCAAUGGAACUCUCAUCAAGAAAAGCAAGAAGGUUGACUACACAAUAUCUGAAGAGUCAGCUUCUCUGACAAUCAAGAAAGUGGAGGAGGUGGAUGUCGGGUCUUACACACUUCGUCUCAAGAACACUAUUGGAGAAGCGUUUGCAGAAAUGACGCUGAUCAUUAUGCAGGUUCCUGGAGAGCCUGGUACUCCAGACAUCUUGGAGGUGACUGAUGACUCCGUUACACUCCACUGGAAGGCUCCGGAGCAGGACGGCAACUCCCCCAUCACCAGAUACAUCCUGGAGUUCCAUGACAAGGAGGAGUUCAUGGAGUGGCAUGAAGUACAAGAGACCAUCACAACCACCACCCACAAAGUUACCAACUUGACUCAUGAUGCUGAGAUCAUGUUCAGAGUCUCUGCUGAGAAUGAAGUGGGCCGAGGACCCAAGUCUCCCAGCACUAAGUACGUAAGGAUCACAACACCUGUAGCUGCAGAGCCCCCGGUGAUACAGGAACACCUCCAGGACACCACAGUAGGCCUGAACCAGAACAUCACCCUCCAGUGUGUAGUCGGAGGAACACCACUGCCGGAGAUCAAGUGGUAUCGCAACGGAAAGCCAAUACCAAAGUCCAAGAAGAUGACUUACGAGAACCGUGUGGCUACGUACAGUAUGGAGAAAGCCAGUGAGAACCAUGCUGGCACUUACGGCUGCAAAGCAUCCAACUCAGCUGGAACUGCUGAGACGACCUGCAAACUGCUGGUCCAAGAUGUGCCCAAGCUGGAAGUGCCCGAGGCAGUCCAAGACCAGAGACUCACCUUGGCUACCCAGUGGAAGCCCGAAGUCACAUUCAGUGGCUUCCCCCGCCCAGACAUUACCUGGGAGAAGGACGGGGAAACUAUCAUCUCGGACAAGAGAGUUAAGAUAUUCAUUGAUGAGACAACCACCACUAUUGCCAUCUAUAGUGUAGAGAGAGCAGAUACUGGCAGAUACACAGUGCGAGCCUCCAACAUAGCUGGAGAAGCUACGGCAGACCUUACUCUCAGAGUCGUAGAAAAGCCAGGCAGGCCAGAAGGUCCAGUCAAGUUUAGUAACAUCACCAGUGACUCCAUCACUGUGUCAUGGCUGCCUCCUCUAGACAAUGGAGGCUUGGAUCUUACAAAGUACUUGUUGGAGAAGUGUGAGGCAACCAAGCAGAUAUGGACCAGGGCAGCUGAGGUGGAUGGUAAAACGACCACUCACUCUCUACAAAAGCUUAUUGAGAACACAGAGUACAUGUUUAGAGUGUUUGCCAUCAACUCGAUUGGAUCAUCAGAGCCCCUAACUAGUGAGGCCGUUGUUGUCCGGACUUACUUCAACAAGCCCUCGCCGCCCCGGGGCCCGCUGGAGGCGACUGGCAUGACGGAGACGUCUUGUACGAUAUCAUGGCAGCCGCCCGAGGAUGACGGGGGCACCCCCGUAAUCGACUACACGGUCCAUCGCAAGGACACAUCCAAACGCACCUGGGAGUCACUAGGAACCACUACGGAACUUUCACUCAGUGUGUCAAAUCUGGUGCUUAACUCUGCCUACACAUUCAAGAUCGUGGCUCGUAACAAAGAAGGAGACAGCGAACCUUACAUCAGUGAGGACCCGAUUGUGGCCGGACGCAAAAUCAGAAUGAACGAGCUGACUGAGCAAGCUCUUUACGCUUUGCUUGGCAUAUACCCUCCAGUGAAACCCGGAACAUAUUCACCUCCAUCUGCUCCGCUUAAUUUCAACGCCAUCGACAUCACCAGCAAGAGUGUUACCCUACAAUGGCAGCCUCCGGCCAGCACUGGCGGAACUGAGCUCACCGGAUACAUAAUUGAAAAGCAGUACGGCAACAGCAAGAAGUGGUCCAAGGUGGUGACUUUGGACCCUGGACAUCUGCAAUAUUGUGUUGAGAAUCUGAAGGAGAAGUCGGAGUUGUACUUCAGGAUCUACGCUGAGAACAUGAUUGGGCUCAGUACUGCGGCAGCAACCAGCGUCAUCAGCCUGCAGACUCAUGCCACUGUUCCCUCUCCACCAACAGAUCCAUUGGAGAUCCGCAGUUUGGGUCCGAACUCCAUCAUCGUAGAGUGGGGCGUGCCCGAGACAGAUGGAGGGGCGCCGCUGGAGGGGUACAAGAUUGCCAUCCGCGACGUCAAGAAGACCAUGUGGAUGGAAGUGGGUCAGGUGUCUGCGGAAGUGCAGAAACUCACCAUCAAAGACUUGCAAGAAAACCAUGAGUACUUGGUUAGAAUCUUUGCUCGCAAUGAAGUAGGCCUCAGUGAUCCUCUGGAAUCGGAUGAACCGUUCCUGGUCAAGAAGCCUACAGGUAUGGAGGAGGCCGAUGUGGAAGAGCGUAGUUUGUUGGAGAAGGACACACCGUCACUCAGUUUCAGUACAGAGAACACCUCCUCGUGGAUGCGAGAGGCAGGCAUGGAUGCCGACAUCCACUGCUACGCCAAGGGCUCGUUGCUCCGCCGCAGCGAGUACUUCUUCCGCAUCUGGUAUUACGCUAAGCAUUUGUUCAAGUAGAUCCAAAUGACGCUACCGAGACAGCAUUCCCUGAGCUGACUCGAUACCGACAUUACUACUUUAAGGACCAAGACUGAAUGUAUACAGAAUUUUUGAUAUUGUACAUUUCCCUUGUUUAUAUAUAUUGUUAAUUAUACGUGACCACGAAGAUGUCAUAGCCACGUAACUUGACGAGUCAUUAGCUUUAAGUAAUUUUUAACGAACCUGUGAUAAAACAUGUUUAGUCAUGUCAGUCACUAUAGACUAUGUUGUUGAAUUUAUCAUUUUUGAAUGUAACUUUGCUCUAGUGUGUUUUGUUUUGAACCAACAGGUUAUUUCGAUAACAGGGAGAAAAUAUAGGUGCAAUAAAAAAAUUGUUGUCGAUUUUAUCUGUUGAAAUGUUCGGAAAAUAAAGAUAUGUUAUGAUUUAA